GAUACAUCUCACGCAGCUCUACAGCUACACAGACCUGCAGCUGGUGCUGCUGGCUUUAAUAAUAAAUCCUCCAUUAGAGCCAUGGAUCACACUGGAGCCAGUGAGGGGCCCGGACCCGGCAGAAGACCCUCCAGUCCCUCCUCCUCUGGGACACCCAUGGGUGCCAAGAGCCAAGCAUCACAGAGCGGACAAAAGCCUAAAGUAAAGAUAACUCCCUUCCACAGCUCACCCAUAGCCAGCAGUGAUGGAGCUGUCCGCAGUAAGAGACUGGGACCGGCUUAUGGAAGACCAGUGGUAGCAUCUGGAGGCCUGUUCGCAGGCACAUCUGGACGUCUGUCUGCUCCACCUGUCAGGGAGAAAGUUUCUUCUGCUGCUGCUGCUCCUCCUCCUCCUCCUGCUGCUGCUGCUGCUGCUGCUGCUGGGAAGCCAGGGGCCCAGGCUCCCAGCUCAGGCUCUUCUCAGACCACAUCAGUAGAAAAAGCACACACAAGUCUUCCUGCUGUCAAGCCUGCUGGCAGGAAGUCAGCGAAGACGACCCCAACAAACACACAGAAGUCUGCUCCACCUGCUCGCACAGAGCUCCAUCACAGCCAGAAAGGCAAACAUAAAGGAAGGAAAGCCGACCCCACCUCCACCUCCACCUCCACCAAACCUCAGUCAGCUGUGAAGAGGAAGAAGAGGAAGAUGGGGAUGUACAACCUGGUCCCAAAAAAGAAGGCAAAGACCAUUAAACAGCAGGAGAAGGCAUAGGAUGCAGGUGGCAGCGUGGAGAAGAAGCCAGCUGCAGCAGAUGAGAAAGCAGAGCUUCUAUCACAGACUGUGGAGGCAGGAGAACCAUCAGCCUCGAGAAAUGAGUCACAGACAGAAGGAGGAAGCAGCCAUGUUGAAUACACAGAACUGGCCUUGGACUGUCUGGACCUCAAGGCUCAGCAGGAGCUGCUCUCACCUCCUCUGUCAGGUUUAGCGACAGAUGCUGAGGCGACAGAAACAGACCUGGCUGAGGAGUUACCUCUGUGCUGCUGCCGUAUGGAGACUCCUCACAGCGGGGGAAGCCUGUCCACACAGGAUCAGACCUGCAUGGCCAUGGAGAGCACAGACGGAAUGCUGUCUCGUUGUCAGAGGCGAGUGAUGAAACAGGAAAUGAUGCGACCAUCCAACACGGUCCACCUGCUGGUCCUGUGUGAGGAUCACAGGGCCGGCAUGGUGAAGCACCAGUGCUGCCCCGGAUGUGGACUCUUCUGCAGGGAGGGCACCUUCAUGGAGUGCAGACCAUACGGCAGCAUCUCCCACCGCUUCCACAGAGUCUGCGCCUCCAUCUUGAAGGAUCGCAGGUUUUGCCCUCACUGCGGAGAGGACGCCACCGGGGCCAAGGAGGUCACGGUGUCAAAGCCCGAACCGUCGCCUUCCGUCCCCAGAUCCAACCCGGGGCUGUCGCUCCCAGCUGUUCCUACCGUAGCCGCCCUGCCUUCCGCACCCGCCACCCCCGCCGUCCCUCAGACACUCAGAGCGAAGAAGAGCAGCGAGCCACAGAGGAGCAGAGAGCAGAGCCCGAGCAGGUUGAAGGGUGAAGCUGUGAGCACUGCAGACAGACUGCCUAAAGAGUCACUGGAGACCAUCCUGAUGGCACUGGACGAUGAGAACCUCAAACCAAAGAAAGUGAAGUACCCCACCAGGCAGCUGUACAUCUCUGCCAAACAAGGAGAGCUACAAAAGGUCAUUCAUCUCCUAGUUGACGGGAAGGACCCCAAUUUUUUAAUGGAGGGCCAAAACAAACGCACCCCUCUCCACGCAGCAGCUGCCGAGGGUCACCAGGAGAUCUGCCACAUGCUGGUCCAGGCUGGAGCCAACCUGGACAUGUCUGAUGAGGAGCAGAAAACGCCUCUGAUGGCGGCCUGUGAGAACAACCACCUGGAAACAGUGAAGUACCUGCUCAGAGCCGGAGCAGCUGUCAGCCACAAGGAUAUCAUGGGUUUCACCUGUUUGCAUCUGGCAGCUAAACUGGGACAUUAUGACGUAGUCCAUCAUCUGAUCUCCAAAGCAUCCAAACACAUCAACUGUCAGGAUGACGGAGGGUGGACCCCGAUCACCUGGGCCAUCGAGUACAAGCACAAGGAGCUGGUCCACCUGCUGCUGACCAGAGGGGCAGAUGUUAACAUCAGAGACAAGGAACAGAAUGUCUGCCUGCACUGGGCGGCUCUGUCCGGGUGUGACGAUGUCGCCCAGGCUCUGCUGGAGGCCCGGUGCGACCUCGACGCCGUCAACGUUCACGGAGACUCGCCGCUUCACGUGGCCGCCAGAGAGAACCAUCUGGAGUGUGUGAUGUUGUUUCUGUCUCGUGGAGCAGACGUCAGUCAGAGGAACAGGGAGGGACAGACGGCUCUGGACUGCUGCGUCUACAGCUCCAAAGUGUGGACGGCCCUCAACACCAACAAGAAGCUGACGGACGCCAGGAGAGGAAGGGACUGCGUAGGAGAGCGAGUGCUCAGCAGGGAUGUUUCUCGGGGCUAUGAGGCGGUUCCUAUCCCCUGUGUUAAUGGUGUGGACAGCGAGCCGUGCCCUGAAAACUUUAAAUACAUACCAGACAACUGUGUCACCUCUCCACUGAACAUCGACAAGGACAUCACUCACUUACAGCACUGCAGCUGCACAGACGACUGCUCAUCCAGCACCUGUAUGUGUGGACAGCUCAGUCUGAGGUGUUGGUAUGACACUGAGGGUCGACUGCCGCUGGACUUCUGUCAGCGGGAGCCUCCGGUGCUGUUUGAGUGUAACCACGCCUGCUCCUGCUGGAGGAACUGCAGGAACCGAGUAGUCCAGAACGGACUCAGAGUGCGGCUGCAGCUUUUCAGAACACAGAAGAUGGGCUGGGGAGUGAGGGUCAUGCAGGAUAUCCCUCAAGGAGCAUUCAUUUGCGAGUAUGUCGGGGAGAUCAUCACCGACGCCGAGGCCGACAAAAGAGAGAACGACUCCUUCCUUUUCACACUCGACAAUAAGGUGGGGGACGUACACUGCAUCGACGCGAGACUCUUCGGCAACAUCGGCCGCUUCAUCAACCACCUGUGUGAGCCCAACCUGCUGGCCGUGAGGGUGUUCACCAUGCACCAGGACCUCCGCUUCCCCCGGAUAGCCUUCUUCUCCAGCAGGCCCAUCAAAGCUGGAGACCAGUUAGGGUUGGACUACGGCGAUCACUACUGGAGGGUGAAGAGCAAGUACUUCAGCUGCCAGUGUGGUUCGCUGAAGUGUCGCUACUUGUCUUCCAGCAGAUAGAUAACUCACUCAUGACCACGCUAUAGAGUGUUUCUCCCUCUUUCUGUCUGGACACACACACACACAUACACACACACACACACAACUGUCAGAAACACUACCAUCUGAACCUUUGAUUUUUGGUCUGUGUCGAUAUGUCAGUCCCGAAUUUCAAGCAACAAAUAACAAGAUAAACACUGUUAAACUCAGCCAGGAUCUAACUUAUUUAUACAUCUAGAGUGAUAAAGGUUACUUUGCUACAUGAAGAACACUGCAGCUUGCCACCAGCCAGAAACACUGUAUGUGAGAGUGGGUUUAACCCAUUUUUUAAAAAAAGGAAUCAGGUUAAAACAUCUUAACAGAUGAUUUUAAUAUUUGCUGUCUUUUCUUUUAAUACUGUCACGUUUUUUGGAUU
Molecule: messenger RNA, 3661 nt
Organism: Scomber scombrus (Atlantic mackerel)
Lineage: Eukaryota; Metazoa; Chordata; Actinopteri; Scombriformes; Scombridae
Gene: ehmt1a
Product: euchromatic histone-lysine N-methyltransferase 1a
Exons: 23
Coding region: 1027-3267 (746 amino acids)
Cellular component (GO): nucleus
Molecular function (GO): histone methyltransferase activity; p53 binding; zinc ion binding
Source: RefSeq, a predicted model, not a curated record